AUGCCUCCAGCCGUCAAAACAGGCACACACGAAGAAGUCCUCCAGGUCAUCACCAUCUCGGACAUUACCAAUCAGAUGACGGGUAGGUCUUUUCCGUCUCGCACAUGUGAUACGCAAAAAAAGGUUGGUACUGAGGUUUGUCCCAUCGUCAAAAAGNCAAAUGCCCAAGCCUUGUAUCCUAGAGAGAAGAAUCUCAAGGUGGUCACGGCACGCUCGCCGAAUGGCAUGAUCCAUUACUGUGCCAUCGUCGGUGAAGAGGUUGCAGACCCGAGGUACCCUAAGAUCGCCCCUGCCACCAAGGUUGUGCUGCAAGGCGACAGUGCUACAGAUAGACGUACCGCCAUGAUGACUUUGCUGGAACAGACCGAGAAAAAGGUUGCAAAGGAGAUACUGAAACGUUGA
Molecule: messenger RNA, 402 nt
Organism: Aureobasidium uvarum
Lineage: Eukaryota; Fungi; Ascomycota; Dothideomycetes; Dothideales; Saccotheciaceae
Source: the annotation of a GenBank genome assembly